This is a messenger RNA of Cyphomyrmex costatus, 663 nucleotides long. RefSeq lists its product as uncharacterized. The coding region runs from base 1 to 663 and encodes 220 amino acids. Gene Ontology annotation, molecular function: nucleic acid binding. NCBI's taxonomy places the organism in Eukaryota, Metazoa, Arthropoda, Insecta, Hymenoptera, Formicidae. The transcript has 2 exons. The record is from RefSeq and is a predicted model, not a curated record.
AUGAAUAAUCAAAAUCUAUCAAGGAAAAGCGCCCUUAGAUCGCUUACCCCCUUUCUAGAUAAGCAGGGAUUAAUUCGUGUCGGUGGAAGAUUAAGAUACGCGGAUCUUUCCCAGGAACAGAAGCAUCCUAUCGUUUUGUCAUCCAAGCAUAAUUUGACUCUUUCCAUCAUGCGAGAGGAACACAAAAGAAUGUUACAUUGUCCCCCAGAACAACUGUUGUACAGUGUUCGAUCAAUGGUUCCCGAUAUUUGCAUGGGAGACCUGUCCAAAGAAAGGGUGACGAUACUUUCACGACCAUUUAUGGUGACUGGCGUGGAUCCAUUGCAGAUACGAGAGAGUCGUCGGCGCGGACGAAUUCAUGUCUCGAAGGAAUACAUAGCGGUAUUCGUGUGUUUCAGCUCAAAGGCUGUGCACUUAGAAAUUGUGACCAGUCUUACGACAGAGGCCUUUUUAGCAGCCUUAAGUCGCUUCACGGCGAGGCGUGGACUAUGCGCGCAAUUGUUCUCGGAUAACGGUACGAACUUCGUGGGAGCAGUCCGAGAUUUGCGAGAAAUUCAGGAAUUUUUAGAAAAUUCAGAACCAGAUAUAAUGAUCUUCCUGGCUAAGCAAAAGAUCAAUUGGAGCUUCAACCCUCCCAGGUCGCUUCAUUUUGGAGACUUGUAA